AAGUUUCACGAUAUAAUUCAUAAUAUCAGUUACAUAGUCUACAAAAUUUAAUCUGAAAUUAGAAAAGAAAAAUGGCGAGCAGUUUCGAAAUUUUAUGCGGCAUCGCCAUAUUGAUUCUUACCCUCUAUUACUAUUUCACGUCAACGUUUGAUUUUUGGAAAAGUCGUGGAGUGGUUGGACCGAAACCCAUACCAUUUUUCGGUUCUACGAAGGAUCUGAUAUUGAUUAAAAAAUCGAUGGCUCACUUCGUCAAGGAUAUUUACGAGAAUUACAAAAAUGAACCAAUGAUUGGUUUAUACGCGAAUAGAUCGCCUUUUCUUCUCUUAAAUGAUCCAGAACUCAUCAAAGAUAUAUUAAUUAGAGAUUUUUCCAAAUUUGCAAAUCGAGGAUUGGGAGUUUUUGAAAAAACAGAACCAUUAUCGCCGCAUAUCCUAAACUUGGAAGUAGAAAGAUGGCGACCAUUGAGAUCCAGACUCUCCCCAAUAUUCACAUCAGGAAAAUUAAAAGAAAUGUUCUAUCUUAUAAUCGAGUGCUCGCUAAAUUUAGAAACAUAUUUGGACAAUUUAAUCGAAAAAAACGAGCCCAUCGAAUGCCGUGAAUUAACAGCAAGAUUCACAACCGACGUAAUCGGUUCUUGCGCGUUUGGUAUCGAUAUGAGCUCGAUGACGAACGAAAAUAGCGAAUUCCGUAAAAUGGGCAGAAAAGUGUUCGAUGUGAACUUAAUAAAUAUUAUACGAUUAAAGUUGAAACAAUUCAUGCCAAGGCUGUACGACUUACUCGGUUAUGUGAUGCCUGAUCGAACAUUCGCACCGUUCUUUACACGGGUUGUGAAGGACACAAUAAAGUACAGAAAUGAUAAUAACAUCGUUAGGCCAGAUUUCAUCAACAUGUUGAUGGAGCUCCAGAAAAAUCCACACAAAUUGGAAAAUAUCAAAUUGACGGAUUCAUUAAUCGCAGCACAAGCAUUUGUAUUCUUUCUUGCGGGUUUUGAAACUUCAUCGACAACUAUGAGCAACGCUCUCUACGAAUUAGCUUUGAAUCAAGAUGUACAGAAGAAGUUACGCGAAGAAAUCAAUACGUUUUGUGCUAAAAAUAAUAGAGAAUUGAAAUAUGAUGACAUCAAAGAAAUGGAAUAUUUAGAUAAAGUAUUUAAAGAAACGUUAAGAAUGUAUCCACCAGCAACAAUUUUAAUGAGAAAAGCAACAUCCGACUAUACAUUCAAUGACACGAAAGUUACGAUACCUAAGGACACCACAAUUUGGGUUCCAGCGUUUGCGAUACAUCGAGAUUCGGCUAUUUAUCCGAAUCCUGAUUCAUUUGAUCCUGAAAGAUUCGAUGAAGAUGCAAUGGCUAGUCGACAUCCUAUGCACUAUUUACCUUUUGGUGAUGGACCAAGAAAUUGCAUCGGUGCGCGUUUUGCGGUUUAUCAAACUAAAGUUGGAUUAAUUACCAUUCUUCGUAAUCAUAAAGUAGAAGUUUGCGAAAAGACAAUAAUUCCUUACGAAUUUGAUCCAGGUGCAUUUUUGUUGAGUCCAAAAGGUGGAAUAUAUUUAAAAAUAACAAAAAUAUGAAGUGAACGAAAUGAACGAAACAUUGCAUUCAAAAAUUUUUAGGAAUCUAUUAAGUUAAAUAUAUAUUUUACGGGGACAUAAAUAAUUAAUUCUAAUCAAAA
Messenger RNA from Apis florea (little honeybee), 1672 nucleotides. RefSeq names its product cytochrome P450 6AS5 (gene Cyp6as5). Gene Ontology annotation, molecular function: oxidoreductase activity, acting on paired donors, with incorporation or reduction of molecular oxygen; iron ion binding; heme binding. Lineage: Eukaryota; Metazoa; Arthropoda; Insecta; Hymenoptera; Apidae. The record is from RefSeq and is a predicted model, not a curated record.